Messenger RNA from Rotaria sp. Silwood1, 627 nucleotides. NCBI's taxonomy places the organism in Eukaryota, Metazoa, Rotifera, Eurotatoria, Philodinida, Philodinidae. The record is from the annotation of a GenBank genome assembly.
AUGAAAGAACAAGAUGAGAUCCAGAAGGCUCACUGGAACACGAAACCGUUGAGUAUAUUUACGGCUUUUGUCUGGUCAAAAAGUGAAAAUUUUUCUUUUGCUCUACCAUCGUUAGAUGUAACACACGAUAAAUUUGUUGUUGAUUCUGCUUUGAAAAUCAUUUUAAAUCAUAUCGAAACAGUUCUUCCAAAUGUUGAAGAAAUAAAUUGUUUUUCGGAUGGUGCUGCUGCUCAGUUUAAACAACGUUUUCAUUUUCGAAAUUUAACACGAAUUGCUGAUGAACGUAAAAUAAAUUUGAGUUGGCAUUUUUUCGCAACUUCUCAUGGAAAGGGUGUAGUCGAUGGUAUUGGGGGUAUUGUAAAACGUCUUGUGUGGUCAGCUAUAUUGGCAGGAGGAGUGUGUCGAUCAGCCGAAGAUUUUAUUAAGCUUGCAAAGAAAAAAACUAAGAAAAUAAUUCUGAUUGAAAUCACGAGAAGUCGUAUUGAUAGCUCGAAAAGUAAGCUUGAAAAUCUUUUCAAAACGGCAAAAUCGAUACCAGAAACAUUAAAAAUGCAUUCAGUUAAAGUAGUUGAUGAAAAUGAAUUAGAAUUUCGAUAUUAUUCUACGUGUUCUGAAAAAAAAAUAUAA